Molecule: messenger RNA, 2305 nt
Organism: Oreochromis aureus
Lineage: Eukaryota; Metazoa; Chordata; Actinopteri; Cichliformes; Cichlidae
Gene: top6bl
Product: DUF4554 domain-containing protein
Exons: 14
Coding region: 6-1490 (494 amino acids)
Biological process (GO): meiotic DNA double-strand break formation
Source: RefSeq, a predicted model, not a curated record
UUGGUAUGAGUCAACAGCCUAAUUACGGAACAAAAGUUUAUGUUAAAUAUAGGUUAAGGCAACAACUGAAAAUGCUGAAAGAAAUGCAACAGGUGCUGCGUUUGCUCAUGCUAAUGGGAAAGCAAAGGCAAAAGCUUUGUUUAAGGACAGGCGGAGGACUUUUGUUGCUUUUGUGGACUGACACAGGAGUUUCUACGCAAAAGCUGAACUGCACUGUUAAUUGCACAGUUGCAGCGGCUGGCCCCUGGUGUGCAGGGAUUCAAAUGGAAGCCCUCCAACCUGUCCUUGCCAGUUUGAAAGAGAACAUGUUUCCCUGUGUGUGGCCAUGUAAUGAGCCUGACCCUGAGGAGCUGAGUGCCUUCACAGAUCUGUAUGGUUCCCUCAGAUUGCUUCUAUCUUUUCAGGUAAAAGACACAAGACAUUGCACUUCAGAGUGGCAAGCCCAUAUAGAGGCAUUCCUGCGCACAUUCUCUUUGGCUAAUGCCGGGAUACAAAUCCACCUCAAACUCAAAAUCAACGAGGAGACCUCACUGCGGGAACUGAGUGUAAAGUUCAAGAGAAGAGUUGCACUGGCGGACCAACUGUUACUGACCCUGGACGUCACCUGUUCUGCACCGCCUCCGUGGUGUGUGAAGAAAGGGUGCUGGUGUGUGAGAGGACACCCUGCUAUAGGAGGCAGGUUGCCCCUCAGCAUCCCACCACAAACCAUGGAGCAGGGCCUCUUUGGGGAUCUGAGUGUUCAGGUGGUUACACUCCUGACCCCCUGUCUGCUGCCGUACCCCAAUGUGACAACAGAACUUACUCACAUACAAGUGUUGGUAUACAACCCCAGUAACAUUCCUGUCAAUGGCCCCUCUGGCUUCUUUCAAAAACUUCCAGCUGUUCUGGACUGUCAAGAGCUGGGACUAGAUAGACUUUACUGCUCUUCUUUCAAAGAUCUUGUGUAUAGCGGCGGUACUGUGUACACAGUAGAGAAAGACAGCUGGGAUGAUCCAGAGCAGGAAUCAAGUCUUCCCACAGUGCAGCAGAGUCUCCUGCUUUUCUUCUUCUUACAGCAUAGUGACCCCUUCACCUCCCAGCUCACUGAUCUUAUGGCCACCGAGGUGUUGAUAGAGCUCCACCUGGAGGACAUUCUGAACAACAACAGGCAGGCCGUCGUAGCAGCCGUGCAGACUGAGCUGAAGAACACACUGAAAUCGCAAAAUCACAGAAAAAAGCAACAAGAAAAGCUGCACGCAGCUGCUGAGGUGAUUCUCAGUUCGUCCAUGAGCAUCGUGAGCAGCAGCAGUAGCAUGGACUUCAGAAAUGCCUGUCUGAACCGCAUGAAGGUUUGUGUUUGUCAGGUACAUGACACACAUGAGUUGGCAGCCUCCCUCCGUGAAUCACUGUGGAGAGUGACAUCAUGGAAAUUCGUUCCCAGGGCCAAGUGCUUUUCUACUAAGAUGGAAGUACAUCCUGAAAACGAUGAGCCCACCACAGCAGAAAUCUGAGAAUCUCUGUGUUUAUCUUAAGAGUUCUGUUAUGGUUAAAUGCUGCGGAGGCGGCAGAAGAGGGUUUGAAUGUGUUUAAAAAAUUUAAAGUGCACCAGUUGUGCUGCCAAAAGCAACAUCUGUUUAAUCCAUAAUUUUAAAAGCACAGUUGUUGUUAUAGCUUGGUUGCACCAGUUUAUUUUUGUAAUAAUAUUCCAAGGCUCAAAUUGAUCUCAGUUUUUCUUAUCAAUGUUAUACCCAUAGAAAAACGUCUGUAGCAUAUAUCUAUUUAGGAUGUGAGGUGACAUCACGUAGUGCUGGAGUACCAAAUAUACAUUAUUUGAGUGAAACACAGGGGUUUAACAGGAAGGUUUAGUGGGCUAUUACAAGUUUAAAGUCAGAGUUUUCAGUGUGAUAAAAGUGCCUCUCUUUUUACCUACAUCACCAUGGUAACCUGGAAAAAAAGCCCUAAAAUCAGAGGCAGUGAUACCUUUGUAUUUGUCACAGAUAGCCAGAAGAAUGCCCACCGGAUCUUUAAUGAGUAUCUGUUGUUGAGAUAUCUCCCUAAACUGACAAGAUUGGACCCUGAAAAAGCCCCAGUUCAGAUACUCAUCCGUGAAACAUUGGCAUUCAUCACCAAGAACUGUGCAAUCAAUAUAAUCAAUUUCACUUUGAUCUGGUGGCAAACAAAAGUGAUUUUCACAUCUUUUGGCUAUGUUCCAGUAAGUUUGAAUAUUUAAAAUUUGUAAAAUGUAAAGUUUCAGAGCUCUAACAUGCAUCCAUCCUAUUAGAAAUAAACAACAGCAUUAAAAUAAUUAACUGGAGUUCAAAUGUUU